Messenger RNA from Cynoglossus semilaevis (tongue sole), 1667 nucleotides. It is a transcript of the gene arhgap15, whose product is annotated as Rho GTPase activating protein 15. Bases 367 to 1605 code for a protein of 412 amino acids. Gene Ontology annotation, biological process: signal transduction; regulation of GTPase activity. Gene Ontology annotation, cellular component: cytoplasm. Lineage: Eukaryota; Metazoa; Chordata; Actinopteri; Pleuronectiformes; Cynoglossidae. The transcript is spliced from 12 exons. The record is from RefSeq and is a predicted model, not a curated record.
CAACAUGCAGAACAAACUCGGUCAGGAUCCACCGGUCACUUCAGUCCAGCUGAGGACAAAGACUUCACAGAGCUGCGGAGAACGUCUGACUCAGUCCAGGUCCAUGGUCCUGCAGGAGUCGGAUUUUACUCACAAACUGGUAAUUCAACACAAGCGUCUUCACAGGUCCAGGUCCUCACUUUUAUCUGGAGUUCUUUCACUAGAGGACAACUGGACUGUCUCGGUCUCUAGAAGACGUUUCACCUCUUCAUCCAAGAGUCUUCUUCAGCUCUAACCCACUGCUGGAGUGUUCUGGUCUAUGGCUGAACAUCUGGAAAGAGGGUCGUUGUAGUGAGGCGGAGAACGCACCCUGGUCCAGUGGCAGAAAUGUUGCGACCACCAGGGACAAGGUGGGGAGGGGAGAACCUUUCUGUGGGUGGAGCUUCUGCAGCGGCAGCAAAGGUCAGAGGUGAAGUCCUAAAUGUGGCCAAAAUUAAGCACCAUGGACAAAAACAGAAGAAGGUCUGGACUGGGAUGUGUCUGGUUCUGGACUCAGACCAGCUCUACUUUUACACAGAGCCAUCUCUGGAGCAGAGCGAUGUGGUCCAGCUGAGUGGAGCGGUGGUGCAGUGGGUGAAGGACAAGUCCAGUCGAGAAAACGUCUUUCAGGUGACCACAAGGACAGGAAGUGAGUUUCUUUUGCAGCUGGACACGCGGCCCACAGCCAGCAAGUGGUUUCAUGCCAUAGAGGAUGCCGUCCAAUCAUCGACGAGGUCAAAUUUGCAUCUGCGAAGAUCAAACAGUUCUGAGAACCUUCACAGACACCGACCUCCCACCGGACAAGGAACCACUGCCAACACAAAAAAGACCACUCCAGUCCACCGACGCUCCAUCAUUUUCAGAGGCUCAAAGUUGAAACACACUUCAUCUGAUCUGGACAAAACCGGAGUAAAAAACAAACUGAAGAAGUUCCUCAGCAGACGUCCGUCCAUGAAGACGCUCCAGGAGAAGGGCCUGAUCAAAGAUCGAGUGUAUGGCUGUGACCUCUUCACCCUGUGUCAACGCGAAGGAACGUGCGUCCCAUCGUUUGUCCAGCAGUGUGUGAACGCGAUCGACAAACGAGGUCUGGAAGUCCAUGGAAUUUACAGGGUCAGCGGAAACUUGGCAACAAUCCAGAAACUUCGGUUCAUUGUGGAUCAAGAGGAAAAGCUGGAUUUGGACCAGCCGCAGUGGUCUGAAAUUCACGUCGUCACGGGAGCACUCAAGAUGUUUUUCCGUGAACUUCCUGAGCCGCUGUUUCCCCUCCACUUCUUUCAGUCCGUCGUUGACGUCCUCAAUAUCAAAGAUGCCAAGGAAAAAGUUCAAAGGUUGAAGAAACUGAUUGAUGAUCUGCCGAGAGUCAACUACGAAACUGUGAAGCUGCUGUUUCUGCACCUGAACAGAGUUCUUAAGUUUUCCAGACAGAACCUAAUGUCCACUCAGAGCCUUGGGAUUGUGUUUGGCCCAACGCUGAUGUGGGCGGGGCUAGAAGCAGGAAACAUGGCGGUGAACAUGGUCUACCAGAGCCAGAUUGUAGAGCUGGUCCUGAUCCAGAGUCCUGGGAUCUUCAGUCUGGACAGGAAGUAACAGGAACUCAAAAAAUGUGAUAAAAAUAAAGAGGAAGCAAAAAAUCCAAAUAUGUUUUUUUU